AUGGGGCCGCACGCGGCGAAGAAGUCCAAGGCCUCGCCUGAGGAGGAAGCCUCUUCGCGCAGCGGGAAGAAGCGCGCGUACGAGGACACAGAGGAGGCGGCGCCCGCGCCUCCCCCGAAGAAAGAUCGAGUCGAGGAGAGGUCUGACGGCGCGCAGCCCAAGAAGAAAAGAAGGGCCGCGGAGACCUCCGCGGACGUGGACUCUAGCGCAUCCUAUUCGGCUGUCUCGAAGUCAAAGCGCGCGAAAGAAGAACGACCAGCAGCGCCUUCAGCAGCCGACGACGACGAGGCUGCGCUGUCCAACUUUGACUUGUCCAAGACGUCACUGAAGUCCCUCCAGCGCCGCGGCAUCACGCGCCUCCUCCCCGUUCAGGUCGCGGCCUACAGACACGUGCUCGCGGGUCGUGACUUCAUCGGGCGCGCGCGGACGGGCACAGGCAAGACGAUUGCGUUCGCGCUGCCUCUCGUGGAGCGGCUCUGCCUGGCGGGGGCUAGCGAGAAGGCGAAGGAGAGCAGGAAGCGCGAGAAACCGCGGGUCGUCGCGCUUCUUCCCACGCGCGAGCUCGCGCAGCAAGUUCACGAAGAAUUCGAGGCGCUUCUGGGCGGCCGCCUCUCCGCGGUCUGUUUGUAUGGCGGGGCGUCAGAGUACCCGCAACUGCAGAAGCUGCGCGUGGGCGCGACAGUCAUCGUCGCGUGCCCAGGGCGGUUCAAAGACUUCAUGGAUCGCGGUGAAAUCAAAGGCCAGGCGCUGGAAGCUGUCGUGCUGGACGAGGCCGACCGCAUGCUGGAAAUGGGGUUCCGCGAAGACGUCGAGGAGAUUCUCCAGUGGGCGAACAAGGAGCGCGAAGAGACCGCGAAGGACGCCGAGGCGGCGGUGCAGAUGCUGCUCUUCACUGCGACGUUGCCGAAGUGGGCGGUGAGCCUCGCAGACCGCUUCAUGCGCAGCGACCGCGUCAUCGUGGACGUCGUGAAGCUGCAGGAGAAGCAGGCGAAGGCGGCGUCCGCAGCAGACGCCGCCGAAGCGAAAAAGCAAAAGAGCUCCAUUGAGCACCUCGUGCUUUUCUGCGCUUGGCAGUCGCGCACGCAGGUCCUGGGCGAUCUUCUCUCGCUCUACAGGCCCCCCGGGAAGGCGUCGUCGGUCAUCAUCUUCGCCGAGACGAAGCAAGAAGUGAACUCGAUUGCGGUGGCCUCCUCGAUUCGACACCUGUGCGCGCCGUUGCAUGGGGAUAUCCCCCAGAACCAGCGCGAAGCGACGCUGAACGCCUUCAAAAAGGGCAAGUUCGCCUGCCUCGUGGCGACCGACGUCGCCGCGCGCGGGCUGCACGUAGACGACCUCUCGCUGGUCAUCCAGAUCUCGCCGCCGAGAGACGUCGACACAUACGUCCAUCGCGCGGGGCGAACGGGGCGCGCCGGCAGAAAGGGCAUCUGCAUCACGCUAGCCAAGCUGUCGGACGUGCCCUUCUUGCGGCGCAUCGAGCGCGACGGCGGGUUCCUCUUUCGGCGCGUGGGCACGCCGCAGCCGCGGACCAUCUACCGCCAGCUGCUUCUGCAGCACGUUGAGAAGCUUGAGGAGCCGCAGGACGAGGAGGAGGGCACGUCGGAGAGCGGCCGCGAGAGCGAGAAGCAACUCCAGAAGGCCGUGAAGCGCCUCCUCGACACGUUCGCCCCGGAGGAGGCUGUCAAGCGCUGCCUGAAGGAGCUCCUGCACAUCGCCGAGCAGAAUCGCGGCCACGGCGGCGAGAAAAAGAGCGAGAAGGACGCGUCAGACGACGAGGCGGAGGCUGGGGCGAAGAAGGCUGGCACGUCGCACAUUCUGUCGUGUCUGAACGGGCGCAGUGCCUUCAAGACGUUCCACAUGGAGAUGAAGCGAAUGCGCGAGCCGCUGCGCGGCUGCGGGUACCUCUGGAGGGCCUUGAAAGAGGCGUACAAGAGCCGCCAGCAGCACGACCUGAUUGAGAGGAUUCAGUGCAUGACCCUGUGCGAGGACGCCAAAGGGGCUGUCUUUGAUGUCCAAGAGGAGGACCUCGAUGCGUUCAACGCGGAGAUCCUCAAGCCGCUGGCCGCCUCGGAAGGAAAGCGAAGGCGGAAGACCGACGGCGAAGGCGACGAGGAGGGUGAGGACGGUGAGGACACAAGCAGCAGCAGAGGCCACCGGUAUGGUUCAGGCUUCUCCUUCACCAUCAAAGAAGUCGAGGACCUACCGCCUCUGCAAGACGCCCUCGCGGCGCUGAGGUCCGACGCAAGUGGCGGGCGAGGAAAUGGAGGGGACUUCGACGGCAGCCGAAAUCCGAACCACGUCUCCAGCCGGCGAGGACGCGACGGAGACAGAGGACGAGGCAGCGGCAGAGGUCGGGGCGCGGACAGAGGCAGAGGAGCCGAUUCGGGCAGGGGCGGCUUCUCUGGCGGGCGAGGACGAGGCGGCGCAGACCGGGGCGUGGUGGGGGGCUUCAGCCGGGGCCGCGGGGGGCGAGGCGGGUUCUCGGGUCGCGGACGGUAA
Besnoitia besnoiti is the source of this 2496-nucleotide messenger RNA. RefSeq names its product DEAD/DEAH box helicase domain-containing protein. NCBI's taxonomy places the organism in Eukaryota, Apicomplexa, Conoidasida, Eucoccidiorida, Sarcocystidae. Gene Ontology annotation, molecular function: RNA helicase activity; ATP binding; RNA binding. The record is from RefSeq and is a predicted model, not a curated record. Bases 1 to 2496 code for a protein of 831 amino acids. The transcript has a single exon.